Molecule: messenger RNA, 2617 nt
Organism: Juglans microcarpa x Juglans regia
Lineage: Eukaryota; Viridiplantae; Streptophyta; Magnoliopsida; Fagales; Juglandaceae
Product: SPX domain-containing membrane protein At4g22990-like
Exons: 13
Coding region: 226-2397 (723 amino acids)
Biological process (GO): transmembrane phosphate ion transport from cytosol to vacuole
Cellular component (GO): plant-type vacuole membrane
Molecular function (GO): transmembrane transporter activity
Source: RefSeq, a predicted model, not a curated record
AUCAAUGAUUCGAUCAAGUAUGGGAGGGGGCCCACUGCAUCUAUCUGGUUCAAAUUUUCACCCCUCAGGGCUGCUGCUACUGAGUAUCCGCUUUCUAGGUGAAUCAAAAGAAAGUCUUCCACCUCCUCUCGAUCCCCUUCCAAGGUGUUCGUUGAUGGUCAUCUAAAAAGUUUCGUUCAUUGAGCAGACUCGUAAGCGAGGUUUCCGAAACUCACUUAGUGAAAGAUGGUUGCCUUCGGGAAAAAGUUGAAGGAAAGACAGAUUCAAGAAUGGCAAGGAUAUUAUAUCAACUAUAAACUCAUGAAGAAAAAGGUAAAGCAAUAUGCUCAACAAAUUGAAGUUGGGAUAGAAGAUCGCCGGCAUGUACUAAAGGACUUCUCAAGAAUGUUAGAUAACCAGAUCGAAAAGAUUGUCCUUUUUCUGUUGGAACAACAAGGGCUACUUGCAAGCAGGCUAGCUAUGCUUGCUGAACAGAAUAAUACCCCUCAGCAGCAGCCUGAAAUAUCCCAAAUAUCGGAAUCAAGAGAAGCUUAUAGAGCAGUGGGACAGGAUCUGUUAAAGCUUCUCUUUUUUGUCGAGAUAAAUGCAAUUGGUCUGCGGAAGAUACUGAAGAAGUUUGAUAAACGUUUUGGUUACAGAUUGACUAAUUCUUAUGUCAAAACACGUGCAAAUCAUCCUUAUUCUCAGCUGCAGCAAGUGUUCAAGCAUGUGGGAAUAGGAGCUGUCGUGGGAGCCAUAUCACGCAAUCUUCAUGAACUUCAGGACCGUCAAGGAAGCUACUUAUCAAUAUAUGAUCAACCUGCUCUUCCCCUCCAGGAUCCUGUCAUUGAUUCAAUAAAAGCAGCUGUGGACAGGUUAACCCACUCAACAAAUUUCCUCACCUUUUUGGCGCAACAUGCACUCAUUAUGCAAGACGAGCUACCUACUCCUGUUGAGGAGCAAGUUGAUGAUCAGAAAUACCAUUUUAUGUCGCUUCUCUUGAACUUGGUGAACACAUUUCUUUAUAUGGUCAAUACAUAUAUCGUUGUCCCUACAGCAGAUGACUACUCCUUGAGCCUUGGAGCUGCAGCAACAGUUUGUGGUAUUGUGAUUGGGGCAAUGGCUGUUGCACAAGUCUUUUCUUCGGUGUAUUUUAGUGCAUGGUCAAAUAAAUCAUACUUCAAACCUCUUAUAUUUAGCAGUGUUGUUCUUUUUGUGGGAAACAUCUUGUACGCGUUGGCUUAUGAUCUUAAUUCGAUAGCGGUUCUUCUAAUUGGGCGUCUUUUCUGUGGCCCUCACACACCCAAGACAUGGGCAUUCAAGGAAGAUUUUCUCAUAACAAGAUUUGUUCCUGCUCUGUUAGAGAGACUUGGUUCUGCCAGAGCUGUUAACCGGAGGUAUAUUAGUGAUUGUGUACCACUAAAAACCCGAAUGCAGGCGUCGGCGGGUUUUGUUAGUGCCAGUGCUCUUGGAAUGGCUUGUGGUCCUGCCCUCGGUGGUUUGCUUCAAACUAAUUUCAAGAUCUACAAGCUUACUUUCAAUCAAGACACCCUGCCUGGCUGGGUUAUGGCUGUUGCUUGGCUAAUAUACUUAAUUUGGUUGGGGAUCUCAUUUAAAGAACCUUCUCGUGAAACUGAAGAAAAUCAUUUACCACAGGAAUCUAAUGCUGAAGCAGCAGAGAAUGAUGCCCUUGAGAAUGGACUUAAACAACCAUUGCUUACUAGUUCAGAAGACAAGCAACAAGAUGAAGAUAGUGAGCAAGAACGUGAUGAAAGUAAAGAAGCUUCUCCAGAAUCUCACGGACCAGCUACUUCAAUUCGAUCAGCAUAUAGACUACUUACACCCUCUGUAAAGGUUCAGCUGUUGAUAUAUUUCAUGCUCAAAUACGUGAUGGAGAUUUUAAUUUCAGAAUCGAGUGUUGUUACCACAUACUACUUUCAGUGGUCUACAAGCAGUGUGGCGAUUUUUCUUGCAUCUCUUGGCCUCACGGUUCUUCCAGUUAACAUUGUUGUAGGAAACUACAUUAGCAAUAUGUUUGAAGACAGGCAAAUUUUAUUGGCCUCUGAAAUAAUAGUUUGCGUAGGCGUACUCCUGAGCUUCCAUAUUAUAAAUCCAUACUCUGUGCCACAGUACGUCUGCUCUGGACUCAUCCUGUUUGUUUCUGCCGAAGUACUUGAAGGUGUCAACCUGGCACUCCUCUCACGCGUCAUGUCGUCCCGGCUAUCACGUGGAACCUAUAACGGUGGACUGCUCUCAACUGAAGCAGGGACAAUCGCACGAGUGGUGGCAGAUGGCACGAUAACAUUGGCUGGGUACUUGGGGGAGAGUAAACUCUUGAAUGUCACCCUGCUUCCUUCACUCUUCAUUUGCGUAUCCUCCAUCUUUGCCACCUGCUUCACCUACAACUCUCUCUAUUAAUAAUGGUAACUUCCUUAUCAAAACAUGAUGUCUUUCAAUAUCCAAUGUACGUAAACCCUGUCUCUUUAUAAUUUCUAUCUCUAUUCCUUAAUUCGUUAUUUUGCCUCAUGUAUCAUUGCUAUAUAUUUGUACGAAAACGAUAUUCCAGCUCAUUGAUUUUUUAUUUUUUAUUUUGUCUACAUUUGGAUAAUAAUAAAUUAUUAGUGAUCCCUGCCGUGGA